Echinops telfairi (small Madagascar hedgehog) is the source of this 529-nucleotide messenger RNA. RefSeq names its product apolipoprotein C3 (gene APOC3). NCBI's taxonomy places the organism in Eukaryota, Metazoa, Chordata, Mammalia, Afrosoricida, Tenrecidae. Bases 58 to 375 code for a protein of 105 amino acids. Gene Ontology annotation, molecular function: lipase inhibitor activity; phospholipid binding; high-density lipoprotein particle receptor binding. Gene Ontology annotation, cellular component: chylomicron; extracellular region; spherical high-density lipoprotein particle. The transcript is spliced from 4 exons. The record is from RefSeq and is a predicted model, not a curated record. Gene Ontology annotation, biological process: triglyceride homeostasis; lipid transport; negative regulation of low-density lipoprotein particle clearance.
UCUGGUCUGCCUUUUCUGUUCAUCCCAAGAAGCAGCAGAUCCAGGGACAGAGGUGCCAUGCAACUCCGGGUCAUCCUCGUCACUGCCCUCCUGGCGCUCCUGGCCACUGCCUGGGCUGCCGAGCCUGAGCCCGAGCCCGAGGAUGCCUCCCUCCUGGACGUCAUGCAGGACUACGUGGACCAUGCCAAGAAGACCGCCCAGAACGCACUGACCAGUGUGCAGGAGUCUACGGUGGCCCAGCAGGCCAAGGGCUGGGUGAGUGGCAGCUUCAGCUCCCUGAAAAACUACUGGAGCACUUUGAAGGACAAGUUCUCUGGGUUCUGGGACUCCACCUCUGAAGCCGAACCAACUCCCAACCCAUCCUACUCCUUCUGAGACUUCAUCACCCCAAGGCGGCCUGUCCACCCGUCCUGGCUCCCUGGGUGCUCCAGCCUCCAGGACAGCUCUCGGAGGUUGCUUGAAAGGGACACCCCACCUUAGGUCUGGUCUGCCCUUACCUUUGUCCCAAUAAAGCCAGACAAGAAGCUGC